UAUAAUAAAAAAAGAAAAUUAUACUUUUAUAUUUACUUUUCAAAGCAGCUGGCGCCCGCAGAAUAUAAUUAUAAAAUCUAUAAUAAGAAAUUAUUAAUUAUUAUCAGAUAUAUAAAAGCCUGGGAUAUUAAAUUAUAUUCUAUUUCUGAGUUUAAAGUAAUUAUAAAUUAUAAGAACUUGGAGUACUUCUAUAUAUUAAAAAAAUUAUUUAAAAAAUAUAUUUAA
This is a messenger RNA of Aspergillus vadensis CBS 113365, 225 nucleotides long. RefSeq lists its product as uncharacterized. The transcript has a single exon. NCBI's taxonomy places the organism in Eukaryota, Fungi, Ascomycota, Eurotiomycetes, Eurotiales, Aspergillaceae. The record is from RefSeq and is a predicted model, not a curated record. The annotation marks the transcript as partial.